Molecule: messenger RNA, 972 nt
Organism: Gracilinanus agilis (Agile Gracile Mouse Opossum)
Lineage: Eukaryota; Metazoa; Chordata; Mammalia; Didelphimorphia; Didelphidae
Product: zinc finger protein AEBP2
Exons: 2
Coding region: 13-879 (288 amino acids)
Biological process (GO): regulation of transcription by RNA polymerase II
Cellular component (GO): ESC/E(Z) complex
Source: RefSeq, a predicted model, not a curated record
AGCAGUACUAUAAUGGAUAUAGACAGCACAAUUUCCAGUGGACGUUCAACUCCUGCAAUGAUGAACGGACAAGGAAGCACUACUUCUUCAAGCAAAAACAUUGCCUAUAACUGUUGUUGGGACCAGUGCCAGACUUGCUUCAACUCUAGUCCAGAUCUGGCAGAUCACAUUCGUUCCAUACAUGUAGAUGGUCAGCGAGGAGGGGUAUUUGUUUGCCUAUGGAAGGGUUGUAAAGUAUAUAACACUCCUUCAACCAGUCAAAGUUGGUUACAAAGACACAUGCUGACACACAGUGGAGAUAAACCUUUCAAGUGUGUUGUUGGUGGUUGCAAUGCCAGCUUUGCAUCUCAGGGAGGGCUAGCUCGUCAUGUACCUACACACUUUAGUCAGCAGAAUUCUUCAAAAGUUGCCAGCCAGCCAAAGGCCAAAGAGGAAUCUCCUUCUAAAGCUGGAAUGAAUAAGAGGAGGAAGUUAAAAAAUAAAAGACGACGCUCUUUACCACGACCCCACGACUUCUUUGAUGCACAGACACUGGAUGCAAUCCGACAUCGAGCCAUAUGCUUUAACCUCUCAGCCCAUAUAGAAAGUUUAGGAAAGGGACACAGUGUUGUUUUUCAUAGUACUGUAAUAGCCAAGAGAAAAGAAGAUUCUGGAAAGAUAAAACUGCUGCUUCAUUGGAUGCCAGAAGAUAUUUUGCCUGAUGUGUGGGUUAAUGAAAGUGAACGACAUCAAUUAAAAACAAAAGUAGUUCAUUUAUCAAAGCUACCCAAAGACACUGCCUUGCUUUUGGACCCAAACAUAUACAGAACAAUGCCACAGAAGAGGUUGAAGAGAACUCUGAUAAGAAAAGUAUUCAAUUUGUUUUUAAGCAAACAGUGAACGUCAUUUGCAAUCAACCAAAAAUUUCAUCUAUCGAAUUAGGGCUGAAACCUUUAACUGUUAAAAGAGUGUUGCAGUAUGUGUGGUGACUCC